CAGAAGUUUGUUAAUGUCCACCUUAACUAAUUCAUUUUGUGCGGCUAUCUUGUGUGCUAGAAUAACACACUUGCUUCACCGUCACAAAUGGAUCAGACAGCUGGCCCCUGGGUUAAUAUUUUUGCACGCUUCUUCUACUUCUAUUCCAACACAUUUCAAACUAACUAAAACUAACGAGUUUAAGAUCGCGUUUUAUAACAAAAGGUAUCACUUACACACAUCCAUACCAGAGACACCUUCCCGUCCCGUUCGGCUCGUGAUAAGAUAACAAAAAACCCACUGCCAAGUGUGUGGCACUUACGACAAUCACGUUUAGUCUGCAUCAUCUUGCGAAACCACGAUGGAGUUCCUUCUGGGUGGCUUCUCGUCCUGCUGUGCGGUUUUGUUCACGAAUCCGUUUGAUGUGCUCAAGACUCGGCAGCAGCUGGAAGGGGAACUGCUUGCGAGACAGAACAUUGGGAAACGGGUGUACAAAGGCUUCCGUCAAUCGAUCGUAUCGGUGAUUCGCACCGACGGACUUCGAGGACUUCAGAAGGGUCUACCGGCGGCUGUGCUGUACCAAUUUUCGAUGAACAGUGUUCGACUGGGAACAUACCAAACGGUGGACAAUCUCGGAUGGACGAGAAGUGAGAAUGCGUUGCUCUCACCCCUGUUGCCAGUGUUCUGGGGCGCAUUUGCCGGAGUCGCGAGUGCGACAAUUUCCUGUCCGGUGUAUGUGGUGAAGACCCAACAACAGGCGGUCAGUAGUGGAAGUUACACGGCCAAAUUCCAACAUCGGCACACCGGAAUGAUGUCGGCGCUGGUCAACAUGUACCGAGAAGGUGGCUUCCGAGGAUUGUACCGAGGGUACACCGCGAACUUGGCACGAGUUUCGAUGGGGUCAUCCACUCAGAUGGCAUCCUUCGCGGCGUGCAAAGAUUUCUUCACGAGGUAUGAGAUGUUUCGAGAAUCCGUUGUGCUGACAGCGAUGGCCAGCAGUACCGUUGCAGGCCUUUUCACUUCGGUACUAAUGUCGCCAUGUGACGUUGUGACCACUAGGAUGACUAAUCAAGGUGUAUCUUCGUCUGGCAAAGGACUGUUGUACAACAAUAUUUUCGAUUGCUUUGUGAAAAUCUACCGAUCGGAAGGAGCUCAUGGAUUUUACAAAGGCUUUGUGCCACUGUAUGCGAGGGUUGCUCCCCAUACCAUGCUGAAUUUGACUUUCUGGGAGUUCUUCAAAAGUCUACACAAACGUUACUCAGUGGAAAGUUUGUAGCUUCCCUACUAUUAUAAUUCCGGAAAAGAUCUGACG
This is a messenger RNA of Toxorhynchites rutilus septentrionalis, 1291 nucleotides long. RefSeq names its product solute carrier family 25 member 35-like. The transcript has 2 exons. NCBI's taxonomy places the organism in Eukaryota, Metazoa, Arthropoda, Insecta, Diptera, Culicidae. The coding region runs from base 341 to 1255 and encodes 304 amino acids. The record is from RefSeq and is a predicted model, not a curated record.